Molecule: messenger RNA, 2246 nt
Organism: Cololabis saira (Pacific saury)
Lineage: Eukaryota; Metazoa; Chordata; Actinopteri; Beloniformes; Belonidae
Product: fibroblast growth factor 10-like
Exons: 3
Coding region: 881-1636 (251 amino acids)
Biological process (GO): positive regulation of ERK1 and ERK2 cascade; positive regulation of epithelial cell proliferation; limb development
Cellular component (GO): cytoplasm
Molecular function (GO): growth factor activity; type 2 fibroblast growth factor receptor binding; chemoattractant activity
Source: RefSeq, a predicted model, not a curated record
GUCAUUUUCUGUGAUCACUUUGCAGGUGAGGAGUUCUUCAAAUCAAAGGGAGACACGACGUCUGACUCAACCCCGAGACCUCCUCAGAAGUUGAUGCUGCAUUAAGGUGGAGUUGUUCGGAAGAGGACGGGAAGAGAGAUGAGGAAAAAACAAGAGGAGCAGGAGAACGGAAGAGGAGAGACGGAUUCUCUGACAUGAGCCCGGAUUGACCAAGGUUUUUCUAUUUAAGUCUUGAAUCCUGUUUUUGAUCCUUAAAGUAAGAUUUGAACAUUCUUUCGUGCACAUGUGGAGUGUAAAGGUUUUCAAACAGGUAGACGGCGGGGUGCACCGCUUCUUUUAUUUCACUGGAACUUCAAUUUUGGCAAACUUUCUAUUUGGAUCUUUAAAGAAGUUGUUUAUUUUAUUGCAUUUUUUCCCUUGUUAUUAUCAUUGAACUGGCUGGAAAUACACGAGGCAUUCUGGAGCAGCCGAGAAUAAUCCUCACAACACUGCAAACAAUCUAAAAGGGGACUUGAAAAACACAGGAAAAAGGACACAGAAAAGCUUAUUGAACUUCAUGCAAAGUUAUUGUGAUUUUAAUGUUGGACUGAAGACUUUCUGAUAAUCAACCUGAAACGUUUCACCCUGCUGGAGAAGAGAACGGAAGCUGAAAGGUUGAGCUCUGCACUCACAGACUUGUUGAAGAUAUUUGGCAGAUAAUUCAGAGGGGAAAUCUUUGAAUUUCAUGCAGGUGCUGAAUAAUUUGAACUCUGCAGGGGGACCAUCUCACGCAGUCUAGACUGUGGCGGGCUCCCCUCCCUGCCCUCCCAGUCUAUCCUCGCCCCCAGCAGCAUGUCCCAGGCUCUGAAGCUGCCUCUAGUCUUCCUCACAGCACACUACCAUGAUCAGAUGGGCUGCUGGAGGGAGUAAGGCUGCCUUUGCCUCGUUCUGCUCCAGGGCCAGGUUAGGGGGUCGCUCCGGCUCUGAGGCCGGGCCGAGACCAAAGUCACCGACACUGCUUUCCUCCCUGUCUCUCCCCGCGCUGGUCACCCUGGUGGUUUUCUUGCUGUACUUACCUGAGGCUGCAUGCCAUCAGCCCCGCAAAGGGAGACUGAGGAUCCCCAGUUUGCAAACUCUCAGAGCUCCGCAGAACAUUUCAGAAUCUGGCUCGAUCUCCAGACCCAGGGCCACCGGGAUGCCCCUGGGUCGGACCGGGGGUCCCCAGGGCAGACGUGUGCGCAGCUACAAUCAUCUGCAGGGGGACAUACGGAGGAGGAAACUGUUCUCUUUCCAGAAGUUUUUCUUGAGAAUCGAUAAGAAUGGAAAAGUCAAUGGAACCAAGGGAAAAGAUGACCCCCUCAGUAUCCUGGAAAUCACGUCAGUGGAAGUGGGAGUCGUGGCCAUCAAAGGGCUGAACAGCAACUACUAUCUGGCUAUCAGCAAGAAAGGGGAGCUGUACGGAGCGAGAGAGUUUGGCAUCGACUGCAAGCUGAAGGAAAGGAUCGAGGAGAACGGGUACAACACAUACGCAUCAGCCGAGUGGAAGAACAAGAAUAGGCAGAUGUUUGUGGGCCUAAACGUCCACGGGAGGCCGAUGAGAGGAAAGAAAACCCGCAGGAAGAACACAGCCACCCACUUCCUUCCAAUUAUGGUGUGACCUGGAGUGCCCACCUGGAGUGGGAGUAGCUAUGCAGAGCACUGGAGAGAGAGAGGCUUUCGAUACCGAACAGCCAUGAAAGAAAGACAUGCAUUGAGGGAUCUCUCAAUUUUGGAUAGAAAAAAAAGGCACUAACACUGUCACACAGACACUGGGUCUCUGCUCUUGAUUUUCUGAUUUUAAUUGACGCUAUGCAUUUCAUUGAGUGGGACAAGGUGACCUGUUUUUUCUUUGAGUGACACCGAAAGCUUAUCCAAUUUUUUUUUUUUUUUUUGUGCCAAACAGUUUGCAGCUGGGAUAGAAAGGAAUAAAAAAGAUGGGGAAAUAUUAUUCCGGCUAAUAAACUGUAGACGUAUCUAAAGGUGUUAUUUAUAAUCCAAAUUCUCCAUUGAGACACAUAAAAGGGGAGAGAUCGUAAACAUGGCUAAGGUGAAGGAAAUGAGCGGUCAGAUUGUCGUGGCAGCAUUGAAUAUUAAAGGAUUCAACACAUUUAACAAAAAUGCUUGAUACCUAACCACUGUGUUUUGACUGAAUUGUUAUGAUUUAUUUAUUUUGUGAGAUAUUUAACUGUGAGGAACACCAGCAUUCCUUUGCAUUCUACUUUUUUUAU